Gastrolobium bilobum is the source of this 2853-nucleotide messenger RNA. RefSeq lists its product as uncharacterized. Bases 338 to 2467 code for a protein of 709 amino acids. NCBI's taxonomy places the organism in Eukaryota, Viridiplantae, Streptophyta, Magnoliopsida, Fabales, Fabaceae. The transcript has 7 exons. Gene Ontology annotation, molecular function: chromatin binding. The record is from RefSeq and is a predicted model, not a curated record.
UAUAGUCACCGCUCUCUCUCUCUCUGCAACAAUCCUUCUUUACCCAUUACCCAUUUGGUCUCUCAAUAAAAGGGACCAUCCCAUAAACUCUAAAGCCUCCUUCUUUGCUUAAAAAAGUUUGCUUUUUUUUUUUUUUGGCCAUUUGUCUCGCUCUCACCCACACCAUUGAACCCACCUAACCCCACUUCACAAAAUCUUGGUUUUGUUUCAUAACAUGAACCUCUGGUUACGUAGCACGAUGAAUGCACUUUAAAAUUCAUCUGUUUUUUCCUCUGGUUUUGUUGGGGGCGUUGUUUGACUUCAUUUCUGGUCUUCUCUCUCCUCUCAUUUCUGGAGAAUGUCUGUUGGCGAGGUUGCUCCAGUUUUUGUGGCGUGGGAGGAGCAAGUUAUAUGCCAGGAGCGUGGGAACCGUGUGAUUCAUUUCUACUUGAAGGAUGCAUCUGGGAAUUCAGUGCUUGCUGUUGUGGGGACUGAGAGGAGUGUGAGGCACAUGAUGUAUGUUGUCCAUGACCAUUUUUUGCAGGCUUAUGGAUCCACUCAACCCAUCAAUGCUUGUAAAUGGAGGGCAAGGAGAGAGGUUGUCGACUGGCUCACUUGUUUGGUCUCAAGGAAUCGACCGCACAUUGAUGGUGUACAGCUGGAUGAUUCAGAACAAGGUGUAGAAUCUCUCAAGAUGUUAACAGCUGGAAUCAAUGCUUGUAAAAAAAGUUUACCAGAUAAAAUGAUUUCUAGGAAAUUAAAAUUUCAAAGUUCAGAUAUUGAAUGGUCAGGCAUUGGUUGGUUUUGUGCUAAACAGCUGAAGCACUACUCAGGGUUUUGCAGGAAUGGAACAACUGUUAAUGUUCAUUCAUUUGUAUAUAUUAUGGCUGAAGAAGAAAACCACUACCUUGGUUACUUGGAAGAUAUGUAUGAAGAUAAGAAGAGGCAAAAAAAGGUGAAGAUACGGUGGUUUCACCAGGGUCAGGAAGUUAAGCAUGCGAUUCCACAGCUGAAUCUGCAAGAGGGAGAGGUUUUCAUCACACCUCAUGUUCAGGUGAUCAGUGCUGAGUGUGUCAAUGGUCCUGCAACAGUUUUGACUCCUAAACAUUAUGAGAAAUACCUUGCUGGUCUGCCCCAUGGCCCUUUAUCUGAGAUCCAUAUGUGCUUUAGGCAGUUUAAAGACAAUAAGCUUAAGCCCUUCAAACUUUCUAAGUUGCGUGGAUAUAGUAACCAAUCUGUGCUUUCUUGUUUAAGUAGUCCAAUUCUCUCCAAGAGAAAGGCCAAGUGUCUACAAGAUGAUGAGAACUUCACUGAAGAUGAUUCUUUAAGGUCCAGCAAUAAGAGGAAUAGAAAUUCUAGGGGGUAUCAAGUACUUGAAAAAGGUUCUUCUGGUCUGCAAAACUCUGCUCUGAUAAAUGAGAUGACAACAUGUGAACCAAAAUACCCGAGUUUAAAAUUGAAACUAUCAAGAAGAACAAUGGGUAUUAAUGUUAUUGGACCUAAGCCUCAACUGUCUUUUAAGGUCAAUGAAAAGAUUGAGGUUCUCUGUCAAGAUAGUGGCCUUAGAGGAUGCUGGUUUAGGUGUAAAAUCUUGACUAUGUCUCAGAGGCAGCUGAAGGUCCAGUAUGAAGAUGUGCUGGAUGUAGAUGGGCCGGAGAAAUUAGAGGAAUGGGUCCUUGCAUCUAGAGUUGCAGAUCCUGACAAAUUGGGUAUGCGAUGUUCAGGCCGCUUAACAGUUCGACCAUGCGCUCCUGAAUUUACUACAGAUCAUAGUUUUGAGAUUGGAGCACCAGUGGAUGCCUGGUGGUGUGAUGGAUGGUGGGAAGGUGUCAUAACUGCCAUCAAUGUUCGUGGAGUUGGAAUCCAGCAGGUUUAUUUGCCUGGUGAAGAUAAGUUUCUAAUGGUCGAGAAGAAUAACAUUCGGAUAUCCCAAGAUUGGAUUGGUAACAGGUGGGUUGAUAUACCUGGAAAGCCUAACAUUUGCAGCUAUAUAUCUUUGAAUGUCAGUUCCAGCAUCAGACUGUCAGCUAAUUCUGCAAUGGUAGAUGGAUCUAUGUCUGAUUGCGGUGCAAUAUUAGAAAGUAAAUCUUCGUCAAUUCCCAAAGUUGAAGUUGCUCAAAAGGUUGAGCCAGAAUUAUCUUGUUUGGAAGCACCUGAUGACCUGGAAAGUAUGAAGAGAAUAACUUUGAGGAAGCCGCUCCAUGCCAUUCAUGAAGAAGACAAGGAUAACAACACUGGUGGUGGUAGUGUUGGUGACAGUGACAAUGACGAUGUUUAUGAUGAUAGGAAGUCACUCCAUGCCUUUGAUGAAGACAAGGAUAAUAGCUUUGGUGGUGGCAAUGGCAGUGGCGGUGACACUAACAAUGAUAAUGAUGAUGAUGAUGCUGACAACACUGAAGGGGACAGUGAGGAAAAUUUGAUGAUGGAGGGAAAUUUUGAUUAUUCCGAACCAAAACUUGAUGCAGCAGAAGCAAUACAAGUUACAUGAAUACAUAUGGUAGAGCUAAAUGGUUUGUUUUUUUGGUAUCCUAGUGAUUAUACCUGAAGGUGGAAUCACCUUGUAUAUACAACGAAGUGAAGCCCCGGGGUAGUAAUAUACAUGCAGAGGAUAAUGAAAGUUUCUGACUUUAAGGAUAACUCUAGUGUAUAGCUUAUGUGUUUUGGUUCAGUCUUUCAUUAGAUCAAUACUCUAUAGGAUGAUAUAUUUUAGGAUGUUUAUUAAGUCAUGUGGUUGUUAGAUGCACAAUUGCGCAUGUCUUAAGAGUAAAGUUAGCCCAUGAGUAAAGUUUGUGAUUUAAGAUUUUAAGCAGUUUUGACUUUUGACCAUAUGUAUCUUUCAAGAUUUUGUCUUGUUUCAAGUUCAAAAUCCUUACA